Molecule: messenger RNA, 836 nt
Organism: Rubroshorea leprosula
Lineage: Eukaryota; Viridiplantae; Streptophyta; Magnoliopsida; Malvales; Dipterocarpaceae
Source: the annotation of a GenBank genome assembly
UCAACAUAUUUUCCCAUAUCAACCUAUAUUAACCUACCCACCAGCUAAGCACAAUCUUGCGUCAAAGAAGGCAUGGCUGACAGGGGACACCAUCCACCCGGUGAUCAUGGACAUCAUGGAGGGCAUCAUGGCCCUGGUGGAGGAGGCCCAGGGCAUCAAGGUCCUGGUGGAGGAGGCCCAGGGCAUCAAGGUCCUGGUGGAGGAGGCCCAGGGCAUCAAGGUCCUGGUGGCCCAGGGCAUCAAGGUCCUGGUGGAGGCCACGGCGGACACCAUGGGGGUGGACCUGACCACGGACAUGGUCCAGGAGGCGGAGGCCCUGGCGGUGGUCAUGGUCAUGGUGGUGAUCAUGGUCAUGGAGGCGGAGGCCCUGGCGGUCAUGGUCAUGGAGGCGAUCAUGGUCAUGGUGGCGGCCAUGGCGGACCUGGCGGACAUGGUCACGGUGGACGCUGUUAAACAGUCUCCACCAACAUAUCCCUAUCAUCGCCUUUGGAAAACACUACCAUAUCUAGUAUUUAUUUACAGGAAGUAUGGCAGUGUUUUAGUACUACUAUUUGCCUAAGUGUGGUUAUCAUGUAAUGUAAUUAAAGUCGACCUUCUGGAUUUAGCUUGAGUGUUUUAUUAUAUGAUCGAGAAGUUGCGUUGUCUGAAUGUUAGUUUGGCAAAAAAUAAAAGGCGGUGGCUGAAAAUUUGGUCUUUACAGAUGGGCUUGCAGUCAUUUGAAAGUUGGGUAGAAAUGGGUUAUUAUUAGGUUAAAAUAUCAAUUUCGUCCCUGAACUUUUAGAUUUGUACCAAAACGUAUCCUUAAACUUCAAAAGUAGUAAAAUUGUUCUUAAACU